AUGUCGGCGACGAAAGUUACAACGGAAGCCACACCUCCUACCUGCGACAAUCCUCCAAAGUACACAGACCAUCCAGAAAUAGGAUUUCAAAAUCAACAGUCUUAUUUCACCUACAGCCAACAACAACAACAACAACAACAUCCAUAUUUUAUCCAAACACAGCAAUAUACUUAUCAUCCAAAUUAUCACUCCCAACAACAACAAACUAUCCUGCCUCAACCCGGUUCGAAUGCAAGCGCAGUCGUCAUUCAGAUUGGUGAUCCAACUCGAGAUGUCUAUCUUUGUGGCAGUCCGUGUUGUAAUUUCACCGGAGCCAUCGUUUACUCUUGUAUCAUUUUCUGGUGCUGCGGUUGGUUGUCUGGCAUGCUGGCUUUCGUAAUGGCCAGAUUUCACGAGAAAGGGUAUCAUAAACAGCAGUUCUUCAGCUUACAAAACUACAGGACAAGUUGUUAUUCUUUGCGAGAGCUAUUGAUAACCAUGCGUUUUAAUGGUAACAAAGUUAAUUAG
This is a messenger RNA of Helobdella robusta, 507 nucleotides long. RefSeq lists its product as hypothetical. The record is from RefSeq and is a predicted model, not a curated record. The transcript is spliced from 3 exons. Bases 1 to 507 code for a protein of 168 amino acids. Lineage: Eukaryota; Metazoa; Annelida; Clitellata; Rhynchobdellida; Glossiphoniidae.